Messenger RNA from Alternaria hordeiaustralica, 1740 nucleotides. RefSeq lists its product as uncharacterized. NCBI's taxonomy places the organism in Eukaryota, Fungi, Ascomycota, Dothideomycetes, Pleosporales, Pleosporaceae. The record is from RefSeq and is a predicted model, not a curated record. Gene Ontology annotation, biological process: chromosome segregation; vesicle transport along microtubule; microtubule nucleation. Gene Ontology annotation, cellular component: kinesin complex; centrosome; kinetochore. The transcript has 2 exons. Bases 1 to 1740 code for a protein of 579 amino acids. Gene Ontology annotation, molecular function: microtubule binding.
AUGACGACCACCGGAGCGCAGUCUUCGCCGAGCCGGGGAGGAUGGAGCAGCCUCGAGGAGGAGCUGGCUUACUACAAGUCGCAGUACGAGACGCUGGAGAUGGAGCUGCAGGAGUUUCAGGCAUCAAGCAAGGAACUCGAGGCCGAGCUCGAGCGCGACGUCGAGGAGAGCGAGAAGCGGGAGCGCAAGCUGCAGGAAAAGGCAGAGAAGCUGGGGUUCGAGGUUGAGGAGUGGAAGACAAAGUACAAGCAGAGCAAGGCCGAGGCCAACAAUGCGCAGAACACCCUCCAGAAGGAGAUCACCACGAUGCGCGAGAGCCAGCGCGCCCUCCAGAUGCGACUCCGCGACAUCGAAGUACAAAGCGACGAUUUCGAGCGCCAGGCACGCCACCAGACAUCAUCACUCGAGGAUGUGGAAUCCAAGUACAACGUGGCUAUCGAGCGCAGCGUCAUGCUGGAAGAAGAGAUCAAGAUCGGAGAGCAGGAGCGAGAAGCACUGCGGAUAGAAACACAGCGCCUUAGGGACGAGCUGUCAGACCUGCGGGUAGAGGCGGAAAUCACGCAGGAGAAGUUGCGCAUCGCGGAGGAGACGAUUGAGAACCACCACGUGCGUAAGGUAUCCAACCAUCUCUCUGGCGAUGCCCUGAGGCCACGCUCGCCGGUCUCCGAGGCAUCGACCACAGCAACCACCGUCUCCUCGCCCACGGCUGCUUCGACCCCACCACACUCGAAAGCAGAUGGCCUACACACGGACGCGACUCCCCCUUCGCCACCGCUGUCCGACGCACCCAUCACGACUAGAUACGUACCCUCGACGCCCAUGCCCAAGCGAAAGAACUCGUAUGCGCCGCUGGACCCAGGUGCAACCCCUCGCGCCGGCCUGUAUCAGCGAGUCCCAAGGCACUCACGAGGGCCCAGCAUGUCAGCAUCGCGACCAAGUACAAGUGCCAGUGGGCGGGCGACACCCUCUAUACGAACAACUGCACCCACAUCGCGAGCGCCUAGACCAAGCUUUGGAAGUGCUGCACCGCCGCCAAGUUUGCCUAGGUCAGGCUCGCUCGUUCAGGUUCGAGGGCUGAUUGGUAAGAUGCAGAAGCUCGAAGAACGGGUACACGCAGCGCGAUCCAAGCUCCCUGCGCCGACCACGACCCCACCGCGAGCCAGCCCCCGAAACGGCAGUGCCAUGGGACACCACGUGCCAAGUACUGUCACAUUGAGGAGCGGCAGGAAGCGCAGCUCCCACGCAUCAGCGGGCUCGUCAGUCCCUGGCGCCUACGAGUCGGGUGUAAGCCGGCUGUCAUUCGGCAUGUCGACUUCGUCGCGUGAACCCCCCAGCAGCAGCAGACCUGCCAGCCGAGCAUCCAUGUCGUCGCAGUCAGCAAUACAGCGGCCGGCAAGCAGGAGCAGCACCCGAACCCCACUCGGACAUUAUUCGUCUUCGUCCAUCAGCGGAACGGAGCCCCGGAUGCCAAGGCCAAGGAGCUCUAUGAGCGGUCACGGCCAUUCGCAUUCGCUGUCAAUGUCGCGGCGGGACACAGACGCCAACAGCGACGGAAGCGGCGUUUCAACCCCAAUGGGCAGGCGACUCACACUGGAGAAGACAGGUAUACCUACACCCAGCGGUAUACCAAGGCGUCAAAGUGCAGGACGCAGGGCAAGCAACAACAUGGACAACGGAGACAUGGCCCCUCCCGCUCGGCCACGAAAGAUGUCGACGCAGGCGGAGGAAGAAUCAUACUAG